This is a messenger RNA of Lasiosphaeria miniovina, 264 nucleotides long. RefSeq lists its product as uncharacterized. The annotation marks the transcript as partial. The record is from RefSeq and is a predicted model, not a curated record. NCBI's taxonomy places the organism in Eukaryota, Fungi, Ascomycota, Sordariomycetes, Sordariales, Lasiosphaeriaceae. The transcript is spliced from 2 exons.
CUCGUCGCCGCCAUGGCCGGCGUCGCCAUGGCCCAGACUCUGGCCGACUUCAUCCCGGAGUGCGCCGUAAAGUGCCUGACUGACGGCGUCGCCGCCGCCACAAACUGCAAGCCCGACGAUCUUGACUGCCUGUGCAUCGCCGACAACUACCGCGCCACGUACACCAGCGCCGUGUCGUGUGUGCUUGCCGCGUGCGGCAACGACGUCUCAGUUAGCGAGGUCCUUCCCGCGGCCGCCCACAUGUGUGAGGUUGUCGUCGCUGCG